Molecule: messenger RNA, 605 nt
Organism: Glossina fuscipes
Lineage: Eukaryota; Metazoa; Arthropoda; Insecta; Diptera; Glossinidae
Product: fatty acyl-CoA reductase 1-like
Exons: 2
Biological process (GO): long-chain fatty-acyl-CoA metabolic process
Cellular component (GO): peroxisome
Molecular function (GO): alcohol-forming very long-chain fatty acyl-CoA reductase (NADP+) activity
Source: RefSeq, a predicted model, not a curated record
UAUAGCUUUUUGAUAUGGUUAAGAAACAGAAAGGCGAAGAUGUAAUUUUAAGCAAGGUAUCUGCUAUUGCUGGCGAUGUUACGGAACUCGGCUUGGGCAUACAACCGAAUGAUCUGGAAACACUACGAAACGAGGUUACAAUUAUUUAUCAUUGUGCCGCCACAGUAAGAUUCGAUGAGCCACUUCGUAAGGCGGUAUUUUUGAACACGCGUGGCACUAAGUACAUGUUAGAAUUUGCAAAAUCAGUAAAACAUUUAGACUUCUUUGCACACGUAUCGACCGCCUACUGCCAUUUACAUGUUAAAACGCUUUACGAACGGGUUUACGAUCCACCAGCUAAUCCUCACAAAGUGAUUAGUGCUUGUGAAUGGUUAACGGAUGAACAAGUGGCUGCCAUAGAACACAAAAUAUUAGGCGACAUACCCAAUACAUAUGCAUAUACGAAAUCGUUGUCCGAAGCUUUGGUCGCAGAGAACUUUGAUGAACUGCCUGCAAUGAUUUUAAGACCAUCGAUUGUAAUACCGGUUUGGCGGGAACCGGUGCCUGGUUGGACUGAUAAUAUCAAUGGACCAACUGGCCUAUUAAUUGCUGCAGGAAAAGGCAUU